AUUGAAGUACUGCGAGCUGAUCAAAGGUAGCAGACACCUGCGUCCAGCACGCUGUGUGGCUGAGUCGUCAAAGUUUCUGCAACGUCGAUGAAUUGACACGGAAUACAAUAACUAAUGUCUAAGUGGCUGAAGGAUGACGAAGUGCUGGUGGGUCAAGGCAGCGGUGAGGCUGCACCAGUGAGCCCCAGACUGCGAGGCUCAUCAGCUGGGAGAUCCAGACUGCGAGGCCUAUCAGCUGGGAGCUCCAGCCUGGGUGUUUGUAGUCCACUUGCUUCCCCCAGAACUGGAGAAGCAGGUUCAGGAAGCCCGAAGGCAGAGACCAUGGGCAAGGCCAAAGAGCUGUUUUUGCUGUGUGACAAACAGGGGAAGGGCUUCAUCACAAAGUCGGACAUGCAGAGGCUGCAGGUGGAGUUGUCACUGUCCCCUGAACAGCUGGAGACGGUGUUUGAUAGUCUGGACCGAGAGAGCAACGGAUUCCUCACUCCUGUCGAGUUCAACACAGGACUCGGUGAGUUGGUGGGGCUGGAGGACACGACUGAACCAAGUCAAAAUGAAUCGGAAGAUACGGACCAGAUAGACUACUCCCAGGACGCACUUGCAGUCCGAUUUAUAAACAUACUGAUGGAGCUGGGAGCGGACACACUUUUUAAGGAUCAGCAGGAGCUCUCGUCUCUGUGGUGUGAACUCCAGAGAGACAAACCGGAGCUGCUGAGUGCCCUGGACGGCGUCCUGAUCCACGCAGUGUCUCAUUUACAGGACUCCUUCAGAGAGAGAGACGGUCUGGAACAAGCUCUACGCAGGCGGGAGAGUGAACAUGAUGAGGUGGUUCGGUCCAUAUAUGAAGAAAUGGAAAACCAAAUCCGAGAGGAGAGAGAGACACGUCUGGCUCAGGACAGUAUUGGACAGAAGCAGAGAGGAAGACAACUUGAGGAGCUGAAGCUGCGUGAGCAAGAGCUGGAGAACACACUGAGCAAACAGAGAGAGCUGGAAACCAGAAUCCGGCAGCUAAGCUGUGAACAGUCAAACAUCAAGGAGCAGAACCAGCAGCUGCGGAGCCUCAACUUCCAGCUACAGGAGCAGGUGGAGAGCAGCAGAGAGCAGCUGCAGGCCGCUCUGGCUCAGCUCAGCCUGCUGCAGGCCCAGGAACAAGUGGCCACGCAGAGAAACGUGAUGAAGGUGUCAAGGAACAUGCAGAAAGAGAAGGACAGUCUCUUUAGACAACUGGAGCUCUUGAGGGAUAUGAACAAAAGGCUGCGAGAUGAGAAGGAUGUCCAACAGUCUCAGAAGAGGAAUCCAAAUGUCACAACGCCUUUGCAGAAGAAAGGGUCAAUUAUAGGUAACUACGUACUGCAAGACAAGCUACUGAAAAGACUGCUGAGCUCAUCUGAGUUGGAACAGGACAAAGACUCAGAGGUCACAAACUUAUCCAAGAGACGCCAACCGCCACGUAGAGUCGGGUGUGAACAUGUUGAACAGGUGCAAACUCAGAGAGCACCUGUCCGUCCUCAGCGAGUGUUCAAGGUGGUCUUCCUGGGUGACUCCGGCGCUGGUAAGAGCUCCUUCAUCCAGCAGUACUGCACUGGACACUUCUACAGUAAAAUGAACGCUACUGUCGGUAUCGAUUUCCAGAUGAAGACUUUAACUCUGGGCUCCACCAUCAUCACCCUCCAGCUGUGGGACACUGCAGGACAAGAGAGGUUUCGCAGCAUAACUGAGCAGUACUACCGCCAAGCUGACGGUAUCCUUGCCAUGUAUGACAUAACUAAAUCCUCCUCCUUCGCUGCUGUGAGAGCCUGGAUGGACUCUGUGAAGGAGAAGAUGUGUGACGGCGCGGUGCUGAUGCUGCUGGCCAACAAGCUGGAUCUGGCAGGCGAUCACCGCAGAGAAGUGAAAACAGGGGAAGGGCAGAGACUCGCAGAUCAGCACCAAGCUUUGUUUUACGAGUGCAGUGCAAAAACUGGACGUAAUGUGGAGGAGCUGAUGACUUAUCUAGCUGGGAUGUUAGUCUCCCAGCAUGAUCGUCAAUGUGAAGAUGCACUUUUACUGACGGAGGGCACGGCCACGAGAGGCUGCUGCACAUGAACGAACGCAGGACCAAGAGGCUUUCGGCUCCCAGCCCCGAGUCCUAAGAUCACUCAGAUCUUUUGAAGACACACAAAUCUGCAUUGUUCUGAGAA
Molecule: messenger RNA, 2177 nt
Organism: Cyclopterus lumpus (lumpfish)
Lineage: Eukaryota; Metazoa; Chordata; Actinopteri; Perciformes; Cyclopteridae
Gene: cracr2b
Product: calcium release activated channel regulator 2B
Exons: 18
Coding region: 115-2082 (655 amino acids)
Molecular function (GO): GTP binding; calcium ion binding; GTPase activity
Source: RefSeq, a predicted model, not a curated record